Molecule: messenger RNA, 1005 nt
Organism: Sipha flava (yellow sugarcane aphid)
Lineage: Eukaryota; Metazoa; Arthropoda; Insecta; Hemiptera; Aphididae
Product: putative cyclin-dependent serine/threonine-protein kinase DDB_G0272797/DDB_G0274007
Exons: 2
Coding region: 177-932 (251 amino acids)
Source: RefSeq, a predicted model, not a curated record
UAGUCCUCCGACGCAUCCGUCGCACUUUCGAUUUAACGUCCGAGCACACCGUUGGCCUCCACACACGUGUACGCUUUGGCCUCCACACGCUAGCACGCACCGCAAUAGAACAGUCGCCGUGUUAUACGUACGCGCACGCAUCGGGUCCGACACCGCUCGACGACAAUAGUAUCAUAAUGGAGUCGUCGACCAAGUUGUUCAUCGGUUUGGCGCUGUUGCAGAUGACGGCCAUGUGCGCCGGCCAGAAGUACGGCGUGGCCUACAGGAGGCCGCCGACGACCGGGGCCAGGCAGAUCGCGGCCACGCAACAGCGGUACUACAACAACGCGGCAACGCAGUCCGUUGUUGCUUCGCCGUUGACGGCCACCGAAGACGUUUACCAGCAGCAGCAGCACCAGCGACAGUUGCUGGCUGCCGACCAGUACUACCGACAGCCAGCCGCGACGGCCGGCCAGCAGCAGUACUAUUACCCGCAGCAACAGAGCAAACAGGUUUUGGAGCAGCAGCAGCAAGCCCGGUUACAGCAACAACAGCUCCAGCUUCAACAGUUGCAACAGCUUCAGUUGGAGCAGCAGCAGCCGUUCCAGCAGCAGCAACAACCCGCGGCGGCGGCGACCGGGGCUUACUAUCAGCCGCAACAGCAGUACAACGACUACUACCUGCAGCAGUUGCUUCAGCAGCAAUUGCAACUGCAGCAACAGCAACAGCAACAAUAUUAUCCGACGCAGAAACCGUUGUUCAGGCCAGCCAUACCGGUCACCGAAACACCGGUCGAGGAACAGCAGCAGCAGCAGCAGCAGACCAACUCGUAUCAACAACCGAACGCGCCCGGUCAACAGUUACCGAAUAACUUGUUGGGCGUCCUUUACUCUUCGGCUGCGGACGUGUCCAAGUUUCAAUUUUCCGGCAAUGGUGUGAGCUAUUCAUUUUAAACAUCGGUUGUCGGCUACGUGUUAUUUGUUUUAUUAAUUUUUUUGUUUUAAACUUAUUUCGAUUAUGUUAUUA